Diplodia corticola is the source of this 2499-nucleotide messenger RNA. Its product is annotated as striatin pro11. The coding region runs from base 1 to 2499 and encodes 832 amino acids. NCBI's taxonomy places the organism in Eukaryota, Fungi, Ascomycota, Dothideomycetes, Botryosphaeriales, Botryosphaeriaceae. The transcript is spliced from 4 exons. The record is from RefSeq and is a predicted model, not a curated record. Gene Ontology annotation, molecular function: protein binding.
AUGGCCUGGCAGAGCCCCUCCGCCAUGGGUAACGGCCAAGCCCAGCAGGCCGACACCCAGGGCCCCGUCGGCACCGAGUACACAUUGCAGGGCGUGAUGCGCUUCCUCCAGCUCGAGUGGCACAACCACGAGAGAGCCCGCAAUGCCUGGGACAUCGAACGCGCCGAGAUGAAGGCCAAGAUUGCGAAGCAGGAGGGCGAGGUCCGCAGCGCCAAGCGCCUCAACGACCAGCUGGAAAAACACGUCAAGAUGCUGGAGAACGCAUUGAGGAACGAGCGCCAGAAGAGCAAGGCCCACGCCCAAGGCGAGAAGCCCGCCGACCAGGACAAAGGCAAAGAGCGCGCCAGCCCCGACCUCAAGCGCAAGCCCGCCAACAAGCAGCACAACUCCUUCCUCGACAUCGAACUCGAGUCCCACGAGCAGCCCGAGCAGGAACGCGAAGCCGCGCGCGACAAGUCGAGGCAGUUCCUCACCAAAUGCGUCGAAGAAAUCACCUACCUCUUGCAGCCGCCAGCCCAUCCUCCGCCCACGCACGCUCAGUUACACUCGAUGGCCAACUCGUCCGGUUUCAUGAACCAGGACAUCCCUUUGGAGGAGGCAUACAUGCAGCAGCACCGUCAAAAGGGAAUCCCCAUGACCCUGCCGCAGCAAGCUCCCAUUCCCAACCAUCAGCCGCCGCCCGUGCCGUCUCUCGCUGAUGUUCCUAAUCUCACUCACACCUCGCAAUUGCCCCAGCAAGCCCCUUUUAUGACCAGAGAGCCGCCGAGCGCCCAGCCGCUUCCCCAAAUCCCCGUCUCUGCCGAUGCGCCUCAGUCACACAUCGAAGCCGAGCCCCAAUUUUCGAACAUGCCCGAGGAGGAGGUGGAAAAGGUCACGCACAGCUAUGACAGCUACGGCCGCCCGCUCCCUGCGAGAGAAUCCGAGCACGGCAGCGUUCAGAGCACUGUGACCGAGGACCCCGACGGCUGGAACUUCGACGACACGGCCCCACCGCCUGAGCCGCCGCCAGAGGUUCCGCCGCCGCGGAGACCCGACACGGACAUUUUUCCGAGCGCCAACAGUAUUCCGGCCAAGUCUCCGCCCCGCUCUGGUCCGCAAUCACACAGGAGAAAGAGUUCAGGCGCGCAGUCAAUGUCGCGGAGGAGAAGUCAAGGAAACGAGAUGGGCGACGUCUCUGCGCAGGGCGCCAAGGCCGAUCCUCAGCAGUUCAAGGUCCGAUAUGCUCUCCGCGGUCAUCUUGACGUCGUCCGCUCCGUCAUUUUCACCGGGGGAGGCACGCCCUCGGAGCCCGAGAUCUGCACCGCGGGUGACGAUGGCACGAUCAAAAGAUGGAUAAUACCAGCCAGCUAUGCCGCCGGGCAACACAACUCUCUCGGUGCCGACAUUGAUAUCCAAAGCUAUUUCACUCACAGAGGACACGAGGGCGUGGUCACGUCUCUUGCCGCAUCCAACGCAAGCUUCUCGACCGGUGGAAGAGUCACGGGCGACGGGUGGAUAUUCUCAGGUGGUCAGGAUGCAAGUGUCAGAGUUUGGGAAAGAGGACGUGUCGAUCCGAAGGCGACGCUUGAUGGCCACACGGAUGCUGUUUGGGCUGUCUGCGUCCUCCCGUCCAACUGCGGACAGGUGUUCGGUGGAGGCGCGAGCAACUUCGGCGGUCCUGAACGGGUGCUCUUGGCCUCUGGCUCGGCCGACGGCACCAUCAAGAUCUGGGCCGUCAGCGCGCCUCCUCAGCUCGUUUCUCCCUCAGCCGGCUCGAGGCGCGGAGUCGGCGGCAGCCGCAGGCAUUCCGUCACCUCGGGCUCAAACUUCCCGUCUUCGCCCCAGCCCAGCGUGGCCACGUCGACGCCUUUCCACUGCACGCUCGUCCACUCGAUCGAGCGCGCGGGCGUGCCGUCGCCGACGUGCAUCACCCCGCUGUCCAAGACGGGCGAGACCAUCGUCGUCUCGUACACGGACGCGUCGAUCCUCAUCUUCGACACGCGCACCGGCGAGGAGAUCAUCGGCAUGGCCAGCGGCGAGACGUACGACGGCACGGGCAAGACGGGCGUCAACACGGUGGUCGCGGUCCCCUCGAUCGAGGCGUCGUCGAGCGCCGAGGCGGGCCGCGGCAGCGGCGAGGAGGAAGGCGGACUGCACGGCGCGACGGGCACGGCGGGCGGCGUCGAGGGCGUCGUCAUCAGCGGACACGAAGACAGGUUCAUCCGGUUCUUCGACGCCAACAGCGGCCAAUGUACAUACUCGAUGCUCGCGCAUCCCGCCGCGAUUUCCGCACUCCACCUGUCGCCCGACGGCCGCGAGGCCGUGUCGGCGGGCCACGACGCGUCGAUUCGGUUCUGGUCGCUCGAGAAGCGCAUCUGCACGCAAGAGAUAUCGAGCCACCGCAUAAUGCGCGGAGAAGGGGUUUGCAGCGUCGUGUGGAGCCAAGACGGACGCAUGGUCGUUUCUGCGGGCGGCGACGGUGUGGUGAAGGUGUUUGUCAGGAGCCUCAUUCACGCGUAG